Molecule: messenger RNA, 1020 nt
Organism: Phragmites australis (common reed)
Lineage: Eukaryota; Viridiplantae; Streptophyta; Magnoliopsida; Poales; Poaceae
Product: zinc finger A20 and AN1 domain-containing stress-associated protein 1-like
Exons: 1
Coding region: 162-653 (163 amino acids)
Biological process (GO): protein ubiquitination
Molecular function (GO): DNA binding; zinc ion binding; ubiquitin-protein transferase activity
Source: RefSeq, a predicted model, not a curated record
GCGUCCCCGUCUCCUCCCCGAUAAAAAGCCGUCGUCUCUCGUCCAUUCCUCGCUCGCCGAUCAAACGCACCUCCCAAUUUGCUCCGUCUCCGGUCCUCCUGCGAAACGCUCCCGCACCACCACUCACGCAAGGGUUGUCCAGGUUCUUGCUAGCUAGACGGAUGGCGCAGCGCGACAAGAAGGAGGAGCCCACGGAGCUCCGCGCGCCGGAGAUCACGCUGUGCGCGAACAACUGCGGCUUCCCCGGGAACCCGGCCACGCAGAACCUGUGCCAGAGCUGCUUCUUGGCAGCCACAGCGUCGAUGUCGUCGCCGUCGUCACCUACCUCUUCGUCUUCUUCUUCUGCGCAGGCGGCGGUGUCGCAGCCGAGGCCGGCGCUGGUGGACGCGCCGAUGGAGCUGGCCUCUCCGGCUGCUGCCGUUGAACGGCCGGCGGCGGAGGUGAAGGUGUCGAGGACGUCGGUGAACCGGUGCUCCAGCUGCCGGAAGCGGGUGGGGCUGAUGGGGUUCCGUUGCCGGUGCAACGAGCUGUUCUGCGGCGAGCACCGGUACUCGGACCGCCACGGCUGCAGCUACGACUACAAGGGCGCCGCCAGGGACGCCAUCGCCAGGGAGAACCCGGUGGUGCGCGCCGCUAAGAUCGUUAGGUUUUGAGACGGAGAGAAAUUCCAGAGGGGAAGAAAACAAGGAAGAAAGUGAAAAAAAAGGAAAGGUGUGGGGUAUUAUUAUGCUGUUCUUGAAAGUGUUUGGUUUUAAUCUCCUUUUUUUAAUUUUUCUAAUGGAAAUGGGAGGGAAAGAGGUGGAAAAAGAAUAGUGUAAUAAUGGAGGUCGCUGGGGGAAACGAAGAACAAAAUGGAUUGGGUGUAUUUUUCACACACAACUUUGUGCAAAACUAUUUUCCAUUUCUCUAUAUUUUUCGUAGAAAUUCCAAAAAACACCGGUAUGAUGAUUGCUCAAUCAUUCAAGCUUAUGAAUUAAUAGCUUUAUGAGCAUCAAUCAGUUGAUCUAUGCCGAUUCCGUA